AUGCUACUUCUCUUCUCGCUCGGCUCCAAUGGGUCGGGGCAGCUGGGGAUUGGCCACAAAGAGGACGUGUCGGUCCCGAAGCAAGUACUCUUCGAUGACGACGACGCCGACCGCCAUCCAUCCUCGCUGAAGCGCAUUAUUGCUGGCGGCAACCACACGCUGCUGCUUACGGGGACGGGCGAUAUUUUUUGGGCCGGAGACUCGAGCACGGGAGCGUGCGGAAAGGUCACGGCCGCCCGCGCAGCGCUCCCCUCGAAAUUCCGCCCAGUCAACCUCUCUUUGCCAGCAGCCCAGGGUCAGCAAGAGUCGGCGGCCUUCAAGGUGCACCUCGCAGCAGCGACGUGGGAGGCGUCUGUCGUCACGCGGCUGGACGAGCACGGGAGGAACACCAAGGUCUACAGCUUCGGUUCUGGGCUGAAAGGCGAGCUCGGGCUGGGCAGCUUCAUCUUCCGCACCCCGAUUCCCGCCGAGAUCCCUAACUUCCCGCCACCUGGCACCGAAAUCAUCGACCUUUCGGCCUGCAUGGGCCACGUGGUUGCCGUCUUAAGCAACGGGGAGGCGUGGGGCUGGGGGAACGGGCGGAAGGGCCAGCUCGGCACCUCCGAGACCUUCAUCCACUCGCCCCAGAUGAUCGACGGCGUAGGCUUCAGGGUGGCCAAGGCCGUCUGCGGCCGCGAAUUUACAUGCCUCGUUGGCGAUUCCGCUAGCGGAGACAUUGCCGUGCUUGGGUCGGACAAGUGGGGGGUCAAGUCUGGGGCCCCGAGCCGCCUUGUCGGCUGGAAGGAGGUUGCGGCAAGCUGGGGCAAUGUCUUCGUGCUGAGCGAGGAUGGCAGCGUCACUAGCUGGGGACGCAAUGAACACGGGCAACUCGCCCCUGCGAACAUUCCUCGGACCAAAAGCAUUGCUGUCGGGAGCGAGCAUGUGCUAGCCUUGAGCAAGGACGGUCAGGUCACUGCAUGGGGGUGGGGCGAGCAUGGCAACUGCGGGCCACUUGACAGCGCGGACAAGGCAAAGGGUCAACAUAAUGUAAUUGCAUCGUCCAAGUUUAUCCCUCCCGGCUCUGAAAUCACGGCAAUCGGUGCAGGAUGUGCGACCAGUUGGGUAGCCAUCGAAAUGCCAACCGAGUAUCCUCUUGAAUCGCCCCAAACCUGA
This is a messenger RNA of Lasiosphaeria miniovina, 1152 nucleotides long. Its product is annotated as regulator of chromosome condensation 1/beta-lactamase-inhibitor protein II. NCBI's taxonomy places the organism in Eukaryota, Fungi, Ascomycota, Sordariomycetes, Sordariales, Lasiosphaeriaceae. The record is from RefSeq and is a predicted model, not a curated record. The transcript has a single exon. The coding region runs from base 1 to 1152 and encodes 383 amino acids.